UUAAUUUCACUAGGCAGGCACAGAAGACCCAUUCAAAAUAUUUAAAAUAGUGUAAUGUUGGCUGAACAGCAACAGUCCUGUAAGACAAAGUAAACACCACCACACAGUUAAUCUGUCUUUCCAUAUAACGUCUCAGAAAGGAGGAUGACUCCAAAAAAGGAGGAUGACUAAAGAUGGUUGCAGCAACCAUGAUGCAGUAUGAAGACAUCAGUCUUCAGUCUGCGUUGACUGAAAGUGUUUGUACCACCAUGACCGUUAUGUAAUACUGGAAGGUUCUUGAAAAUGGGAGACUUGGCACUCCUUAAAUUGAUUGCUUUUUUUUUUUUUGUUACAAAUGUUUUUCUUCCCAUCAAUAGCAUUUGCUAUAUAGAAAACACAUCCUAUAUUUUUGUCUGUACAGUUAAAAUUCCUAAUUCAUCAUUCAUACCUAAGUCACCAAAGCCAGGAUGAUACAAAGCCUAUAAAUUUCCUUGGAUGAAAUUUUAUUAUUAUUUUGUUAUAAGGGAAAUAGCCACCACACACAAACAUGUCAUACACUUUUUAAAAAAAUGUAUGCCUCCUUUCUGUUUUUUGGCAGAGUACUGCCCAUAUAACUCAGCUGGCUGUAGUCAUGCUUAGUGGAAGAGUUCUUGUGACCAGUAUAUGGAAAAAUCAAGAUUGCAACAGAAGCUAAGUUCUGCUUUCCACAUUCAUUACAGUUGUGACUACAGACUCCUGGGGAGAAGGUGACCUUGUAUCUGUGUUUGAGACAUAUUGACUCCAGGGCAUGGCUGGAGCUAAGGACCUCCUUCUUGUUGGCUACUUAUUAUCGGGUGCUCUUUGCAGUGAACGUACAAUCACAAUGCCUGAGUCCAUAGAGGCUCUGAAUGGUUCCUGUGUGCUGAUUCCAUGUACAUUCAGCAUCUCUAAAAAUGAGGAAUAUCACCUGAAAAAUUCAGCCGGUGGAGUUUGGAUUAAAAGCAUUCCACAGUUUGCUCAGACCACUGUUGUGUUUAACAGCAGUCAAACUCAUAAUAUUCUGUCAGGGGAAAUAGUUGGAGAUUUGGUUCAGAAAAAUUGUACUACAGUCCUGGACAAGAUCACAAAAGAUUAUACAGAUAAAUACUUCUUCAGAAUUGAGACAACUUCCUAUGUGGCAACAUUUCGUGCAACACCAGUCUACAUUGCUGUCAAAGGCUCUCCACAAAAACCCAAAAUAACUAAACUGAAGGAGCUGAAUGAGGGCACACAAGUGGAUUUGAAAUGUACAGCUGCAGCCCCAUGCAACAAACAUCUCCCAGUCUUGGCAUGGACCCCCAACCUAGGGAACAUUGGACAUGAGCUCCAGGAGAAUUCAAAUAAAAUCAAAUCAGUUUUAUCUGUCCUUACCUUUACUCCUUCACACUUCCAUCAUGGGAAGAACAUCACCUGCUCUGCAGAAUACACACUACAAACCGGGAGCAAGAUUAAGGUGGCGGACAAUAUAACCCUCAAUGUUCUGUUCCCUCCAAAGAAUACAAUGGCCUCCAUAAGUCCAUCUGGUCCACUGGUCAAUGGCAGCCAUGUGACUCUGACCUGCAGCAGCUCAGCAAACCCUCCAGUGAAUAAUUUCACCUGGUUUAGAACCACAGGGAGUCGGGUCACAAAGAGCGGCUCUGGACAGACACUCACCUUCAAUGUAAGCAGCGAUGAUGCGGGCUGGUACUACUGUGAAGCUCAGAAUCAACAGGGAAAACAGGAGUCUGGAAAAGUGAAUCUGACAAUAAAAGAUAUAUGGGAGCCCUUGUCGCCUGCAGUGAUUGGAGCUGUUGCAGGAACUUUGGGGGUGCUGUUGGCAUGUCUACUGUCCCUGUUAUUCUGGAGGCUGAGGAAAUCCAGAGAGUCAUGUGUCAGUAUAAGGAUGACAAGCAGAGAAGGACAGGGAAAUCCUUCCUUCGACCCCAGCAAAGCAGACAACACCAGGGAGACAACAGCAGUCUCAGAAAGCCAGCAUGAAGAGGUCCAGUAUGCUGAAAUCUCCAACCUGAGUGCCAAAGAAAAAGGCAAGAGGGACAAGGGACAGGAAAUAGAAUAUGCUGAGGUCCGAUUUCCAGAAAGAAAGGAAAAGGCUCCAACAGAGGAGAUUUAUGAAACGGUUAAGCCAAAGCAUCACCCUUAAUGGAAAUACAUUCCUGCUUCAUGUCCGGCCAGUCUAUAUCCUUCAAAAACCUGGUGUCCUCUGUAGGGACAUGCGUCUCUGGUCUUCAGAACCAAUUGUUCAAGGCAUGUCCAUUAAAAAUAAAAAAAUUUAAAUAAAUGUUUUCAUUGCA
Messenger RNA from Anguilla rostrata (American eel), 2288 nucleotides. Its product is annotated as B-cell receptor CD22-like. Bases 767 to 2137 code for a protein of 456 amino acids. The transcript is spliced from 8 exons. The record is from RefSeq and is a predicted model, not a curated record. Lineage: Eukaryota; Metazoa; Chordata; Actinopteri; Anguilliformes; Anguillidae.